AUGAGCGUGCGAAAACGAAGCGGGUCGCGUGGAAGCGGCAAGCUCCGCCGCACGGAUCGGGAAGCUCGCGCAGCGAGUCGCGUCAGCAUUGGGCCGUUGGAGCCAGCAGAGGCCGCAGCACUGUUGACGAUGGGGUUCAGACAACCGAAUCACGCCAGCGGCAGCAGCAGCAGCAGCAAGCACAGCUCGCGCAACUCCAGCCGCUCGUCUUUGUUCGCCUGCCGACCCUGCAUUAGCUGCAUCAGCGCCGCCGAUGACGAGGACGACGCAGAUCGCCAGCUCAUGUGCAUCAAAGUCUACUGCUCCACGGUGGAUCCCAACCACAUGUACCACGUUCUUCGCAUUGACACAUCAACUACAGCUGCAGAAGUGGUUGAGAAGAUGAAGCAGCAGGAUGGCAUUGACGAGGAGGCCGACUACUACCUGCUGUACACCAAGUUUUCCGGCGCGUCGCUCGCCUCGCUGCUGCCCCCGCGCGUGCUCGAGCCCUCUGACCAGCUCUUCCCCUUUCACAUGGAGGAGAAGGCGGGCCGCAUCGAGCUGCUCCAGAUGUCGCCGCGACCAGACAACACGGCGCUCACGGAUGCAGAGAGGUUAUCAUCCCCCAUGACCGUGCCCAAACUCGAGCGUGAACCAUCAGCGAAACCCCUCUUCGAUAUGCUCGUCAGACAGGCACCGUUGUUGGAGGACACUGCGACGCGCGAGCUGAUUGUGCUGCCUGCUGGUGUUGUCGGCCUGUGCACGGCGCCGUUUUCCUCCUCGCCCUCAUCCCCAUUCAACACGCAGGACUUUCAAGGACUCGUCCUCCCGCUCCGGUCGUGCGGGUGCGACGAUGCGUGCGUGGUGGUGAACUACCCCGACCAGCACCACCUGUCCAUCGUGCCGCUGCCCGGCCUCUCCACCACCAUCACUGUCGACAAGCAGCCGCUCACGGAGGCGUUUGAUCUACGCGAUGGCGCCAUGCUCGGUGUUGGAUCCAGGGCCUUUCGCGUACACGCUGCCCCGGAUGUGUCGUCACCAGCAGUACCGCUCCCGCUGCCCGUGUUGGACGAAGAGGCGGGGACCGUCGCCUGGACAGCCUGGCACACGGCGCUGCUGCGGGCGCUGCGUGGCGAUGUGCAGCCGACAGAAGCCGUGCCGUCAUCGCCGUCGCCGCAUAACCGGAGCAGCCUCGACGACGAGCAGGCCCUCAAGCUGUUCCUGGAGAUGGAGGAGCUGGCGACGCGGGACGCGAGCAUGGCGGAUGAUGGUGAUGGUGAUGGUGAUGACACGGAUGAUGGUAGCCUGUUUGGACGCGUGCGGGAGAACGAGUCGCCAAACGAGCUUGAAGUGACGACGACAACGGCCAAGCGCGCGUACGACCGCUGGCGCAUGCUGAAGAAAGGGAUGCUGACGAACAUGUGCGAUGUGGACAUGGAGGCCCUGCACCAGGCGGACGUGAAGAACACACGCCGACGCAAGGGCAAGCAGAGCGCAAACGCGAGUGCCAUCAGCAACGUGAGCAGCAGUAACAGGGGCAGUCUUCGCGGGAACGGGCACAACGGCAGUUUCAGUCACAGCCACAACAACAGCCACAACGCGAGCAUGCGCAGCGCUGGUGGUGGUGACGGCGGUGUGACGAAUGCAAGCAUCACUGUGCGGCCGCUGCUCAUCACGUGGGUGAAGCUGAUUGGCACGGUAAUGGCCGUGGAAAAGAGCAGAGCACGCGACAUUCACAACAUUUUUGAUGGCGACAACGACGGAAAGCUCACGCGUGCGGACGUGUAUGGUGCGUCGCAGUUCUUCAACCUCGGCUUCACACCGCAGGAAACCAACGCCCUGUUUGACUUCCUCGACGCCAAUCGUGACAACUACAUUGAUGUGGGCGAGUUUUGCAAGCACGCACGCGUGGUGUAUGUGCGAUCUGAGUUUUUCAGCGACAAGCGUGUGCGGGGCACGAAGCGUGUUGUCCCCGCCAACGAGCUCAUCUCACGCAUCAGCGUCGAUUACUCCACACACGACGACACCAGCAGUGACCCGGGAGCUGGCGUUGGCGUUGGCGUUGGCGGCGGUGACAAGUUUGGUGCUCAUGGCACGCAUAGCACCACUGGUGACUACCGCAGUGACACCGCCAAUGCCUUUGGCCGGGAUGUGAGUGGGAGCGGGGACGCGAGCGUGUUGACGCCCUGA
This is a messenger RNA of Salpingoeca rosetta, 2169 nucleotides long. RefSeq lists its product as uncharacterized. The record is from RefSeq and is a predicted model, not a curated record. Gene Ontology annotation, molecular function: calcium ion binding. Lineage: Eukaryota; Choanoflagellata; Craspedida; Salpingoecidae. The transcript has 10 exons. Bases 1 to 2169 code for a protein of 722 amino acids.